Ctenocephalides felis (cat flea) is the source of this 831-nucleotide messenger RNA. RefSeq lists its product as uncharacterized. The coding region runs from base 1 to 831 and encodes 276 amino acids. NCBI's taxonomy places the organism in Eukaryota, Metazoa, Arthropoda, Insecta, Siphonaptera, Pulicidae. The transcript has a single exon. The record is from RefSeq and is a predicted model, not a curated record.
AUGGAACCAAAGCAAAUGGCAAAAACCGGCGAAAUUAAAUUAGCAUGUUUUAUUGCAGAACACAAUCUUGGAUUUAAUGUUGCCUCACAUCUGACAAAUUUAGUAAAAUCGGUGUGUCCGGAUUCAAAAAUUGCAGAACAUUUGUCUAUGAGCCGAACAAAAGCAAGAUCUGUCAUAGUAAAUGUGACAGAAAAAACCUCUGAAGAAAAAUUAAGAGAAAAUGAAUUUGCAUUGCUGGUUGAUGAGAGCACUGAUAAGUCGGCCAUCAAGCAUUUGGCUUUAAUAACCAGGAUAGUCAAUGCAAAUUAUGAAGUAGAAGAUAAAUUUCUAACUUUGAUUGCAAUCACCGACGGAUCAGCAAAAGCUUUGCAUACAAAAAUUGUUGAAUAUUUUGAGGAGAAAGAAAUUCCAUAUAAAAAAAAUUUAUUAGGAUUUGCGUCUGAUGGUGCUAAUUUCAUGUUUGGGGCGAAUAACUCAUUGGUCACUUAUUUGAAGAAUGAUAUUCCAAAUCUUUUCACAAUGAAGUGUAUAUGCCAUUCAUUUGCGCUUUGUGCAUCCCACGCAUGUGAAAAAUUAUCGAGAGGUCUUGAAGAUUUUUGCCGUGAAGUUUUCAACCAUAUUCAAAAUUCUCCUAAACGUAUUGGUGAUUUUAAAACUUUUCAGGCAUUUACAAAUAUUAAACCGCAUAAAAUAUUACACCCUGCACAAACCACAUGGUUAUCGUUAAACGAUGUUGUGAAGCGAUUGUUGGAACAACUUCCAGCGAUAAAAUUAUAUUUUCAAUCUGCUGUCUCUUUACGGAUCGUCUUCUUUCUGCACAAAGUAUAUUGA